Messenger RNA from Durusdinium trenchii, 958 nucleotides. Lineage: Eukaryota; Dinophyceae; Suessiales; Symbiodiniaceae. The record is from the annotation of a GenBank genome assembly.
CGGCGCACGGAUGCAUACCUGAUGAAGCACAAUGGCCUCAAAAGCUUCCACACCAUGAUCGAUCAAUUCGAUGAGAAGAGUGCCACAUAUGCCAAGAACUGCCAAGAAGCCAGCAAAUUCAACCGAAAUUGUGCACGCCGCGAGGCACUGAUGCUGGAUGCUUUCAAGUUGAUCUCAAGGGCACAAGCAGACAAGACCUUUAUGUCCCAGCUCACAGAACAGGAAGCGGCUGCAGUCAGUGCUGGUUUUGAAAAGAUCUUGACCAACCUUGUCCCUUCAGAUGAGGACAGAGAGGUAAUCCAGGAAUUGCUGAGGAAGAUGAAAGGUCAUGGCCCUGGCCUGAACUGCAGAAAGAUCCACAGGGUACCUUGGCAAAAACCAUGUCUUUAGCCCAGAAGUUUCUGGAGGGCUCACCAGAAGAGAAGGAAGCAGCAAAAGAAGAAAUCUCGGCGUUGCCCGACACAGUACCAGCACUCUCAGCUGAAGAGGAGGCUGAGGCCAAAAAGAAACUUGCAGAGAAUGAAAACGAGUUCGAGCAGAAUGGAGCAGGCAUUGACCUAGCUUUGAACGAGAUUGACAAGAAGACCAAUGAGGCUGUGGAAGAGGAGGCUGAGCAGGCCGAGAAUGAGCAGUCUGACAGUGGCUUUGCCUUGGACCUUGGAAAUUGUUCAGGAUCCCCCCACAGGUGUACAGGUUACGAAGUUCAUCGUGAACAACUUUGCCGAGCCCAUCCUCACCACCCUUGCAGUCAGCAUCAUUCCGGCGAUUCUGCUUGUGGCUGCUGCGGACAAGAUCAUUUUAUUGUCAAUGUGCUUCAUGGUGCUGUUCGUGCUGUUCUCUUUCUCAAUUUGCCUUAUGGCCGAGACUCCGACUUUGGAAAGUGCCUGAAGCAUGUCAUGGGCUUCCCAUACUAUGGAGCAAGUUCCUCGCCAAAGGGGCUUGGCGCAUCUCCAAGAAA